UCUCACUGCGGCCGGGGGCGGUACUGCAGGCGGUACUGCAGGCGGAAGCGCUGCACCUGUUGCUGUGUUGACACUGAGCACACCUGAACACACCUGAGAAACACUGAACACACCUGAGAAACACACCUACACCUACACCUGAGAAACACAAAGAAACACUGAACACACUGAGUCCGGCAGAAUGGACAAACUAAAGAAGGUUCUGAGCGGACAGGACGAAGGACACAGCGACGGGAUCCUGGAGAGAGCCAAUCAGGUGUCGACGCUGGCCUGGGGUACCAGGAUGAAGGGCUUCGCGGUCUGCUUCGUCCUGGGCAUCGUCUGCUCCAUCCUGGGGAGCUGCAUGCUGUGGAUCCCACGCGUCGGUCUCGCUGUGUUCGCUGUCCUCUACAGUGUGGGAAACAUCAGCGCUCUGGCCAGCACCAUGUUCCUGAUUGGUCCGUGUCGGCAGGUGAAGACCAUGUGUGCUAAAGAGAGAGCGUUCGCCACCGUCAUCAUGAUGGUUUGUCUGGUGUUGACGCUUUGUGCUGCAUUCUGGUGGAAGAACAACGGUCUCGCUCUACUUUUCUGCGUCCUUCAGUUUCUGGCCUUUGCCUGGUACGGCCUUUCAUACAUCCCUUUUGCCAGGGACGGUGUCAUCAAGUUAUGUUCCAUGUGCGUCUGAGUGACCUCAAGUCUCGACCAAUCAGGACGCAGGACUACUCGAGGUGUGUAUCCAAUCAGCAGCUGAUCGAAGGCCUUAAACAUUUCAACCUCCAGAACCUGAGACUGUUCAAAUCACUGUUAGCUGUUAGCAUGAAGCCACUGUUAGCAUGAAGCCACUGUUAGCAUGUUGGCAUCUAGCCACUGUUAGCAUGUAGCCACUGUUAGCAUGUAGCCACUGUUGGCAUGUUGGCAUCUUGCCACUGUUAGCAUGUAGCCACUGUUGGCCUUUCACUUGCAGCCAUUUUUAACUGUUAGCAUGAAGCCACUUUUAGCAUGUAGCCACUGUUGGCAUGUUGGCAUGUAGCCACUGUUAGCAUGUAGCCACUGUUAGCAUGUAGCCACUGUUAGCCUUUCGCUUGCAGCCACUUUUAACUGUUAGCAUGUAACCAGUGUUAGCAUGUAGCCACUGUUGGCAUGUUGGCAUGUAGCCACUGUUAGCAUGUAGCCACUGUUAGCA
Anoplopoma fimbria (sablefish) is the source of this 1162-nucleotide messenger RNA. Its product is annotated as vesicle transport protein SFT2B-like. Gene Ontology annotation, cellular component: membrane. Gene Ontology annotation, biological process: vesicle-mediated transport. The transcript has 8 exons. The record is from RefSeq and is a predicted model, not a curated record. Bases 182 to 664 code for a protein of 160 amino acids. NCBI's taxonomy places the organism in Eukaryota, Metazoa, Chordata, Actinopteri, Perciformes, Anoplopomatidae.